This is a messenger RNA of Pseudozyma flocculosa PF-1, 1227 nucleotides long. RefSeq lists its product as uncharacterized. The transcript is spliced from 3 exons. The record is from RefSeq and is a predicted model, not a curated record. The coding region runs from base 1 to 1227 and encodes 408 amino acids. Gene Ontology annotation, biological process: fatty acid beta-oxidation. Lineage: Eukaryota; Fungi; Basidiomycota; Ustilaginomycetes; Ustilaginales; Ustilaginaceae. Gene Ontology annotation, molecular function: acetyl-CoA C-acetyltransferase activity.
AUGGCUGCCUUCCGCUCCACCGCCAUCCAACGACUCCAACAGACUGCUCGAAUCAUGUCCCAGAUCAACGACGUCUACAUCCUCUCGGCGGCGCGCACGCCCGUCGGAUCCUUCAACGGUUCGCUCAAGAAGCUCACUGCGCCCCAGCUCGGCGUCACUGCCGCCAAGGCCGCCAUUGAGCGCGCCGGCCUCAAGCCCGAGCAGAUCGAGGACUGCUACUUUGGCAAUGUCCUCCAGGGCAACGUCGGCCAGUCGCCCGCCAGGCAGGUCGCCCUCGGCGCCGGCUGCCCCGACACCACCGAGGCCACCACCAUCAACAAGGUCUGCGCAUCGGGCAUGAAGGCCAUCACCCUCGCCGCUCAGAACAUUGCCCUCGGCCAGAGGAAUGUCAUGAUCGCCGGCGGAAUGGAGAGCAUGAGCAACGCCCCCUACUACCUGCCCCGCGGCACCAGCUUCGGCCACGUCCAGGCCGCCGACGCCAUCGUCAAGGACGGCCUGCACGACGUCUACAACCAGGUGGCCAUGGGCAACUGCGCCGAGAACACGGCCAAGAACCUCAGCAUCACCCGUGAGGCGCAGGAUGCCUACGCCAUCGAGUCGUACAAGCGCUCGGCCGACGCAUGGAAGGCGGGCGCCUUCAAGGACGAGAUCGUCCCCGUCACGAUUGCCGAUCGUAAGGGCGACGUCGUCGUCGCCGAGGACGAGGAGUACAAGAACGUCAAGCUCGACAAGAUCCCCACGCUGCGACCCGUGUUUGACAAGAACGGCACCGUCACCGCCGCCAACGCCUCGACGCUCAACGACGGCGCCUCGGCCGUCGUCCUGGCCAGCAAGGCCGAGACUGAGAAGCUCGGCGUCAAGCCGCUGGCCCAGAUCAUCUCGUACGCCGAUGCCGCGUGCGCGCCCAUCGACUUCCCCAUUGCGCCCGCCAAGGCCAUCCCGAUCGCCCUCGAGCGCGCCGGCAUCACCAAGGACGACGUGUCGCUCUUUGAGAUCAACGAGGCCUUUUCGGCCGUCGCCCUGGCCAACAACCAGAUCCUCGGCCUCGACGCCAGCAAGGUCAACGUGCUCGGCGGCGGUGUCUCGCUCGGCCACCCCAUCGGCUCUUCGGGCGCCAGGAUCGUCGUCACCCUCGCCCACGCCCUCAAGCCCGGCCAGUACGGCUGCGCCGGCGUCUGCAACGGCGGCGGUGGCGCCUCGGCCAUCGUCAUCAAGCGCCUCGAGUAG